AUGGUUGAAAUGAGUGACGAGCUACCGCUGGGAAACGGCCAGAUGCAACAAAAGGUCAGAAUCGUUGCACAAAGUGAAGAUAUUUCUCUCCGACCUCAACGAAAGCGUGGCCGCGACAUUGCCGGAUACUACGAGUCGGCCCAUUGGACUGCAGACGGGACUACAGUGCUCACCUCUGAUUCGUCCGACACGGUGUCUGCUUUUGUUUUACCACCAGAUCUCCUUGAGGAUCGAACAGACCCUCUGGCUCUGACGCCUCAGGUCUCAAUCCCACUGGGGGAAACGUCCAAUGUGCUAGCAUCAGCGCCGUAUUUCUCCCUGCCUGAGGCCUAUACAAACCAGGUGCUCGUCUCGAGUCGCGAUCACCCCAUUCAGCUUUACUAUUUAUUUCCUCCGACAUCAUCAUCCCCAAAUGACAUCUGCGGACAAACGCCGGUUCAUGCUCCGGCGGCCUCUUAUCCCCUAAUCAAAGCUCGUUCAGAGACCUUUUUAACCGCCAGCUCCCUACUAUGGCCUGCUCCUGGUUCCCAUUUCAUUGCGGGCUGCAAGAAUUUCUUGGCCCGGUUCGAUGUCACGCGGGCUGGUGAGGAGCCUGUUUUACGUCUCAAGACCAUACCAUCGGAGCGACACUUGUCAAAGGGCGGCGGAGUAGGAAUGCGCGGCACCAUUUCUACACUCUCGGCGCAGUCCUUAGAUCAAGGUUCUGCUGGUCUGGUUGCCGCGGGCACCUGGACUCGCUGGGUUGGGCUGUAUGACUUUGCUCAAGCCGGCGAGUGUGUGGCCACUUGGGGUAUCGACUCUGCCACAAAAGAAACUGCCACUGCGGAUAACCGUAGCAUCGGUGGCGAUGGAAUCAUACAGACAUGCUGGAGUCCAUGUGGCAGGUACUUGCUGGUCUCUGAGCGUAAAUCAAGAGGUAUCCUCGUGUACGAUGUGAGGGUGACGGGGCAGUUGUUAGGUUGGCUUGAAGGCCGUGACGCAACGACGAAUCAGCGCAUAACUCUGGACGUGUUUCCAUCACAAGAUGAAGUUGGCUUCGAAGUAUGGUCAGGCACAACGUCUGGUUCGGUCAAGGUUUGGGAAGGAGUCGGUCUAGUUGCCGGAGCUCAGCAACCUUCAUGGGAGUGGCAGGCCUCAGAGUCUACCAUAGGAAGUACAUGUCUACAUCCGACAGGUACUGUCAUCGCCACCUGUUCUGGAUCAUGGGAGUUUCCCGUGGAUGAUACCGAGAGCCCGGCGGGGAAAGCCCCAGAUCACACAACCGAGAAUGGCUGGCUUCAACGGAGGACGAAAGAAAGUACUCUGAAAAUUUGGAGCCUGGGGGCGUCAAGCGGAUAUCAAUCAAGUGACCCUCAAGGUACAAGUGCGUAA
Messenger RNA from Pestalotiopsis fici W106-1, 1371 nucleotides. RefSeq lists its product as uncharacterized. Bases 1 to 1371 code for a protein of 456 amino acids. Gene Ontology annotation, molecular function: protein binding. The record is from RefSeq and is a predicted model, not a curated record. The transcript has 2 exons. Lineage: Eukaryota; Fungi; Ascomycota; Sordariomycetes; Amphisphaeriales; Sporocadaceae.